Molecule: messenger RNA, 1170 nt
Organism: Prionailurus viverrinus (fishing cat)
Lineage: Eukaryota; Metazoa; Chordata; Mammalia; Carnivora; Felidae
Gene: HES7
Product: hes family bHLH transcription factor 7
Exons: 5
Coding region: 529-1170 (213 amino acids)
Biological process (GO): regulation of transcription by RNA polymerase II; anterior/posterior pattern specification; regulation of neurogenesis
Cellular component (GO): nucleus
Molecular function (GO): protein dimerization activity; RNA polymerase II cis-regulatory region sequence-specific DNA binding; DNA-binding transcription factor activity, RNA polymerase II-specific
Source: RefSeq, a predicted model, not a curated record
CUUUCGGCCUCCGGAUCUCCAUCCAGAGCGUCAAGCUCUACCUUAUGGUAAAAAAGAUGAGUUAAAUAGACAAACUUCUCAGGCAGAUUUCUUCCUCAUUUGGGGCCAACGGGAAGGAAAAAAAAAAAAAAAGGAGUCAGCGUGUGCAUUGGCCGGGAAUCGAACCCGGGCCUCCCGCGUGGCAGGCGAGAAUUCUACCACUGAACCACCAAUGCAAGCGACAGCCAGCCCUUGGUGGCCCUACCUGAACUUGUAAGAGGUUGAGGCCACCGCGGCCCGGGAGAAGGUGUGGGCCAGGGGCUCAGCGAAGGAGCGGCCCGAAUAGCUGACGUGGGUGGAGCGCCAGGCCAUCCUUCCUCCCGCCCGGAUCCGGCCGCCGGGCCAUAAAGUGGCCCCAUAUGGCCGGGGGGCGGCCCCACACCCGGGUGCGAACAGCCCGGGGCCCCGAGCCUCGCGUGCAGACACUUUAUCCUGAAGCCUCCGACUGUUCACGCAUCAUUCUGCAGAGGGUCAUGUUCUUGGUUUGAGAUGCUGAAGCCGCUUGUGGAGAAGCGGCGCCGGGACCGCAUCAACCGCAGCCUGGAAGAGCUGAGGCUCCUGCUGCUGGAGCAGACCCGGGACCAGAACCUCCGCAACCCGAAGCUGGAGAAAGCAGAGAUACUGGAGUUCGCCGUGGGCUACUUGAGGGAGCGGAGCCGGGUGGAGCCCCCGGGGGUUCCCCGGUCCCCAGCCCAGGACGCCGAGGCGCUCGCCAGCUGCUACCUGUCCGGCUUCCGCGAGUGCCUGCUCCGUCUGGCGGCCUUCGCGCACGACGCCAGCCCGGCCGCCCGCGCCCAGCUCUUCUCCGCGCUGCACGUCUACCUGCGCCCCAAGCCGCCCCGACUGGAGCCGGUAGAUCCGAGGCCCCAGGCGCCGCGCCCACCGCUGGACCCCGCCGCCCCGGUGCCCGGCCCCGCGCUGCACCAGCGCCCCCCAGUGCACCAGGGCCCCCUUAGCCCGCGCUGCGCCUGGUCCCCGUCCCCCUGUUCCCCCCGCGCCGGGGAUCCCGGCGCGCCGGCGCCCCUCACCGGACUGCUGCCGCCGCCGCCGCCGCCGCCGCCGCACAGACAAGACGGGGCGCCCAAGGCCCCGCCGCCCCCGCCGCCCGCCUUCUGGAGACCUUGGCCCUGA